This is a messenger RNA of Chenopodium quinoa (quinoa), 4808 nucleotides long. RefSeq names its product protein GIGANTEA-like. Gene Ontology annotation, biological process: regulation of circadian rhythm; regulation of long-day photoperiodism, flowering; response to stress. NCBI's taxonomy places the organism in Eukaryota, Viridiplantae, Streptophyta, Magnoliopsida, Caryophyllales, Amaranthaceae. The record is from RefSeq and is a predicted model, not a curated record. Gene Ontology annotation, cellular component: nucleus. Bases 645 to 4199 code for a protein of 1184 amino acids. The transcript has 15 exons.
UAACAUGAAACUACAUGCGGCCUCUAAGGCGAGAGGAAAAUAUCAUCGCCACGUAUGCAACACAAGUAGCGCACAGACCCGAAAAAGAUCUCCUCUUCUUCCUCCUCCUCUCUCUCUCUCCAAAUCCCAAAAUCUCACAACCAAAAAAAUCCCCCACUUCUUCUGCAACUCACUUUUUUUUUUUUUCCAGUAACAAAAAUCAAGAAUCUCUCAAUCUUCUGCUUCAGAUAUUUUUUUUUCAUCUUGAACAGAAUUUUUGGGUGUGAUUUGUAAAAUAUAGGAAUCAAACGUUGAACAUAGAGAAAUUGAUUGAUAAUUGAAGAAAUCAGAAGGUUUGAAGCUAAAAAUUGGGGUAAUUGUUGUGAUUUGUGAAUAAGUAUUUGCUGAAGAAGAAGGUAUAAUAGUACCUUUUCUGUUGAAAUUGUAAUCGAGAAAGAGAAGUAGCUCCCAACUGUAAGUAUAAAUUUAUUUAUGAAGAAACUGAUUAAGUAAAUUGGGAAGAACUUACUUCAUUGUUCGAUUGUUCGAUGCUCGGUUCGGGAUGCUGAAUUUAUGAGAUUCUAAUCCUUGAUUGGUAACGGCCUUCGGAUUGAAGUUUGUAGUUGGGUUGAAACAAUAACAUUAUUUUUCACAGAAUAAGAGAAAUGGGGACGGUUGAUUAUAUGGCGCGUCCAUCGGAAAGGUGGAUUGAUGGCCUUCAGUUCUCCUCUUUGUUUUGGCCACCACCACAAGAUACACAACAGAGGAAGGCUCAAAUCACAGCUUACGUUGAGUAUUUUGGACAAUUCAUAUCAGAACAGUUUCCAGAAGACAUUGCUGAGUUGAUUCGUAUUCGUUACCCAGCUCAUGAAAAACGUCUAUUUGAUGAUGUCCUUGCUACUUUUGUCCUCCACCAUCCAGAGCAUGGGCAUGCUGUUGUUCUUCCUAUCAUUUAUAUUAUUAUUGAUGGGACUCUAGUAUAUGAUAAGGAUCGACCUCCAUUUGCCUCUUUCAUUUCUCUGUUCUGCCCAAAUGACGAGAAUGAAUAUUCUGAGCAGUGGGCACUAGCAUGCGGAGAGAUACUGCGAAUUUUAACUCACUAUAAUCGUCCAAUAUACAAAGUUGAGCGAAAGCAAAGUUCAAAAGAUUGUACCACCAGUAUAAAUAGUGCUACUUGCAGCAAAGCUUCUGUUGCCAAACCGUCUUGUUCUUCUUCUGCUCAUAGUGAAAAGAGACCUUCAAGGCCUUUGUCCCCUUGGAUUACUGACAUAUUACUUGCAGCCCCUCUUGGUAUUAAAAGUGAUUACUUUAGAUGGUGUGGUGGUGUUAUGGGAAGGUAUGCUGCUGGAGAACUCAAACCGCCUAUGAUUGCUUCUUCUCGUGAAAAUGGGAAGCAUCCUCAGUUAAUGCCGUCAACUCCUCGUUGGGCUGUUGCAAAUGGUGCUGGUGUUAUAUUAAGUGUCUGUGACGAAGAAGUCACGCGAUAUGAGACUGCUAGUUUAACAGCUGUUGCAGUUCCUGCCCUUCUGCUUCCUCCUCCAACAACAGCUUUGGAUGAGCAUCUAGUUGCUGGUUUACCUGCACUUGAACCAUAUGCACGUUUGUUUCAUCGGUAUUAUGCAAUCGCUACACCAAGUGCCACUCAGAGAUUGUUGCUUGGACUUCUUGAAGCACCACCAUCAUGGGCUCCAGAUGCACUUGAUGCUGCAGUACAACUUGUGGAACUUCUUCGGGCAGCUGAAGAUUAUGCAACUGGAAUGAGAUUACCAAGAAACUGGAUGCAUCUACAUUUUCUGAGAGCUAUUGGCAUAGCAAUGUCUAUGAGAGAAGGUAUUGCCGCUGAUGCUGCAGCAGCAUUGUUGUUUCGUAUACUUUCUCAGCCUGCCUUGCUUUUUCCACCAUUGAGACAAGUUGAAGGGGUUGAUGUCCAGCAUGAACCUUUGGGUGGUUAUAUCUCAUGCUACAGAAAGCAGAUAGAAAUGCCUGCUGCUGAAGCUACUAUUGAAGCCACUGCACAGGGCAUUGCAUCAAUGCUUUGUGCCCAUGGUCCAGAGGUGGAAUGGAGAAUUUGUACCAUAUGGGAAGCUGCUUAUGGUUUGAUACCGUUAAGCUCUUCAGCUGUUGAUCUUCCUGAAAUAAUAGUUGCUACACCAUUGCAGCCCCCCCUAUUGUCAUGGAACUUGUACAUACCUCUCCUUAAAGUAUUGGAGUAUCUGCCUCGAGGAAGCCCAUCCGAAGCAUGUCUUAUGAAAAUAUUUGUGGCUACUGUUGAAGCAGUUCUACGGAGAACAUUUCCGUUUGAGUCAUCUCCGGAAGAAAAUCGAAGAUCAAGAUACAGUUCUGAAGCAGGCCCAGCAUCCAAAAACCUAGCUGUGGCCGAGCUCCGCACCAUGGUUCAUUCAUUGUUCUUGGAAUCAUGUGCUUCCGCAGAGCUUGCUUCUCGAUUGCUAUUUGUGGUGCUAACUGUCUGUGUUAGUCACGAAGCUCACAGAAAUGGGAAAAGUUCGAGGGGUGAGGAUAACUAUGCUGAACACACUACCAAACACUCAGAAUCAAGUCAAUCCAGCCCUUCAAGAUCAAGGAAUUCUAAGAGACAGAGAGAACCCAGAAGUAAGAAAUCCAAAAAACAAGGUCCUGUUGUGGCAUUUGAUUCUUAUGUGCUGGCUGCUGUUUGUGCUCUAUCCUGUGAACUUCAGCUGUUUCCUUUGAUUGCAAGUAUGUCUGAUCCUUCAAUUUCUAAAGAUUCGGCUAAUAUUGCCAAGCCUGUCAAAUUAAAUGGUACAUCUCAUGAAUUCAAGGAAGGUGUUGACUCUGCGGUCCGUCAUACUCGUAGAAUUUUGGCAAUUCUGGAAGCUUUAUUUUCACUGAAACCAUCAACUAUUGGCACAUCAUGGGGUUACAGUUCAAAUGAAAUAGUUGCUGCUGCUAUGGUUGCUGCCCACAUUUCUGAAUUAUUCAGGCAAUCAAAGGCUUGCAUGAAUGCCCUAUCUAUCUUAAUGCGUUGUAAAUGGGAUAAUGAAAUUCACACCAGGGCAUCUUCACUUUAUAAUCUAAUUGAUAUCCACAGAAAAGCAGUUGCAUCUAUUGCCAACAAGGCAGAACCACUAGAAGCUCAUCUAUCCCAAACACCAGUGUGGAGGGGUCCACCAAUUGUUGCCAAUCGAAGAAAACAAAAUGAUUGUGGAGGGACUGUCUCUUUUCAAUCAGAAGUGCCAUCAUCACUAAUAUGUGAAGAUUCUUCCCAUUCAAAGAAUUUACUAAAUUGUGGGAAGGCUAUAUACACAGACAAUGAUGCUGGAAAUAUAGCGGGUAAAAGGGUUGCGAACUUCCAAUUUGAUGCCUCAGAUUUGGCUCAUUUCCUUACUAUGGACAGGCAUAUAGGUUUAAAUUGCAGUGUACAAAUUUUUCUGCAAUCAGUACUUGAAGAGAAACAAGAACUUUGCUUCUCAGUUGUUUCACUCCUUUGGCACAAGUUGAUUGCAUCACCUGAAACUCAACCUAGUGCAGAAAGUACCUCUGCACAGCAAGGAUGGAGACAGGUUGUUGAUGCACUAUGCAAUGUUGUAUCUGCAUCACCCGCUAAAGCAGCAGCAGGGAUUGUUCUUCAGGCUGAAAGGGAGUUACAGCCCUGGAUUGCCAAGGAUGAUGAUCAAGGACAGAAAAUGUGGAAGAUUAACCAGCGAAUUGUAAAGCUAAUGGUGGAAUUGAUGAGAAAUUAUGAUACCCCCGAAUCACUUGUCAUACUGGCAAGUGCUUCAGAUCUUCUUUUGCGUGCGACGGAUGGGAUGCUUGUUGAUGGAGAAGCUUGCACUCUUCCUCAGUUGGAGCUGCUAGAAGCAACUGCCAGGGCAGUUCAAUCAGUGCUGAAAUGGGGAGAGUCUGGAUUAGCUGUUGCAGAUGGCCUCUCCAAUCUUUUAAAGUGCCGCCUACCAGCUACUAUAACAUGCCUCUCUCAUCCAAGUGCACAUGUCCGUGCUUUAAGCACUUCUGUUCUCCGAGAUAUACAGCAGAACGGAUCUGUAAAAUUUGGUUUUCAACAAGAAAAUAGAAAUGGUAUCCAUGAGUCUCCCUUUCAAUACUUGCAUUUAGGGAUCAUUGACUGGCACACAGAUAUUGAAAAGUGUUUGACGUGGGAGGCUCAUAGUCGACUAGCACGAGGAAAGACUAUUGAGUAUCUUGACACGGCAGCCAAGGAACUAGGGUGUACAAUAACCAUCUGACAUCCUUUUUACUAUCUUCUCAGUUCCUACUCUGUUAUUUGUUUGAGAAAACAGAGGAAAAUUUAAUCCUGACAGCCAUUCAGGCAAUUGAUUCGUAGGUGGAUAGGUCUUCUAGCACAAUGAUGUAAAACUCGUUUCAUUUGUAGUCCAAUGUGCUAGUAUAUCCAAGUAAAAUGCUACAUGUAUUGUGAGACGGGGUGACACAGCAACGAGGUAAUCAUAGUCUCAACCAAUACCUGCUUCGCUGCAGGUUAGAUUUGUCUCUAGGUGACUUGUUAUCAAGGAGAAAAACUAGGAGUCAGAAGGGAACAUUUCCUUCAACAGCCACGAGCCAAUUACAUUGUUAUUUCCUCAGUCGUGUCUCACUCCGUUGUAAAAUAUGGCCAUGAAAAGAGAGUUCAAGAACCAUUUGUGGCAGGGUAAAAAUGGCAAGUAGUUGUAUAAAUACAGUUAAUAUGGUGUCUGACUUUCUUUUUUUCAUUUUUUCCCACUGUUAGUAGCACAUGAACAAUUCUGUAUGGAGUUGAUACGAGAGUACCAAGUAAUUUGAUGUCUUCUCAAAUUUAAUUUCUAUGCCUAAUUAAAGUACUUGUAUAAUAGUGUGAUUUA